This is a messenger RNA of Paramecium sonneborni, 828 nucleotides long. The record is from the annotation of a GenBank genome assembly. Lineage: Eukaryota; Ciliophora; Oligohymenophorea; Peniculida; Parameciidae.
UAUGCUCUUCUUAACAUUAUUGAUCUCACUUUUGUUUUAGUUCCUAUAUUUAAUUUUUUCAGAAAUACUGCAUGUUUAUCUGCAAUAGUUCGUGUCUCCUUUUUCAAAUGUUUAAGAUAAUCUUCAUUAUUUAAUUUUUUAGAAAGAGCUCCUAAAUUUUUUGUUAAGUCUACUAUUUUUUUAUUUUAAUAUUCUUCUAUAUCUCUUUAAUAUGAGAGNUCAUGUUAAUAAUCCUUGUACUGUUGAAGAAGAGAUGUCUAUUCCUCUUAAAGAAUUAAUUGAAAGACAUUGUGGAGGAGUCAGAGGAGGUUGGGAUAAUCUUAAAUGCAUUAUUCCUGGAGGUUCAUCAGUCCCUAUGUUACCAAAAGAAAUUUGUGAGACUGUUCUUAUGGAUUUUGAUGCUUUAAGAGAUGUUAGAUCUGGAUUAGGUACUGCUGCUGUUAUUGUCAUUGAUAAAUCAACAGAUAUUAUUGAUGCUAUCUUAAGAUUAAGUAAAUUCUAUAAACAUGAAUCAUGUGGUUAAUGUACACCAUGCAGAGAAGGUACUUCCUGGUUAGUUGAUUUAUUGGAAAGAAUGAAAGUAGGAAAUGCUGAUUUUGCUGAAAUUGAUUAAUUAGAAGUAAGAUAUGUAUUCAUUAUUACUAGGAAUUAACAUAUUAAAUUGAAGGUCAUACUAUUUGUGCUCUAGGAGAUGCUGCUGCUUGGCCUGUCUAAGGUUUAAUCAGAUCCUACAGAGAAGAAAUCGAAGAAAGAAUUGAAGACUAUCAUGCUAAACAUCCAGUCAAAUCUAGAUAAUUAAGAAGUCAUCCUUAAUAAUCAAGUCAUUGA